UUGUCCUUUUGCCACAACGAUAGCAUUAAUUCUAUGCUUCGAAGUCUUGUUGAUCCAAGUAAGCUUACGAGUGAGCAGCAGGAACACAUUGAUGUCCUCCAAAGCGAAAUAGACGAAAUAUGGAACCGACGCGGUGACUAUAAGAUCGACCCAGACGCCUGGGAAAACAUGCCCAUAUUUAUGGAAACCAUCACAGAGGAAGAUAUUGAAAAGAAUGAAAAUUGUGCCGCUCUCUCCUCCAUCGUGUAUGACGAAGUCCCGCCAGAUGAGGUUGCGGAAAACCGAAAGGAGCACGGCAACAGCAUGUUAAAGCUGGCACUAAAUCCAAACCAGGAGAGGCGUGAAAAUCUGGCGAAGGCGGCGUGCGAUAGCUACACUGAAGCUCUGCAGGCGAAAGGAAAGGACAUGCAGCUCACCGCCAUCAUUUACAGCAAUCGCAGUCUAGCGCGUUUUAUUAUUGGCAAUUACGGGCACGGCCUGGAGGACGCCCAGCGGGCCAUCAUACUAUCGCCGGAUUACCACAAGGCGUACUACCGCGCCGCGAAGUGCGCUGAACGGCUUGGUAAAUACGAUCUUGCGCUUGGCAUGCUAUCUCGUGGAAAGCAAGUUAAGCCUCCCCUGGACGCAAAGGGGUUACAGGAAUUUCAGGACUUGGAGAACGUGUGCCAUCAGGGCAAAUCAAAGGUGGAUGCUGAAAAAAAUAGGAAAAUACAUGAAGCACGGGAAAAGGCGGUGGAUGUCGUAAGCCUGACGCGUUACAUUACGUCGCUAGGAAUUCGUCUUUCAAAGAAGAGCGAAGUGAUGAGUGAACAAAUGGCAAUCUAUGGUAACCCACAACCGUAUUUUGAUACUGAGGGAAUGCUUCACGUCCCGAUUCUCUUUAUCUAUGACGAGUACCAACAGACCGACAUUAUGCAGGAUGUAUCGUGUGACCUGUGCACUGCGGAUCUGUUAGAUGAAAUGAUACCGUUUCCAUGGGAUGAACAGGGACGGUAUCGCAGCAUAGACGAUAUUGUGGUCUGCUUCAAUAUCGAUGACGGAAUAAAGGAGCCGGAAUACCACGUAAUUGAUGUGAGCCAGACCCUACUAGAGGUAUUUCGUGACAAGAGUUAUGUCAUGCCGGGGUUUUUGCCUGUUUUGCAUGUUCUAUGCAGAAGCAGUGAACUACUGGGUCGCUACAAGAUUAUAUGGAACCAUUAA
Phytomonas sp. EM1 is the source of this 1200-nucleotide messenger RNA. NCBI's taxonomy places the organism in Eukaryota, Euglenozoa, Kinetoplastea, Trypanosomatida, Trypanosomatidae. The record is from the annotation of a GenBank genome assembly.